CAGGACUCCACAUUCCCAGAAACCCAAAUCAGUGACAGCUCCUCUGCUCCUCCUCUCUUCCUCUUCUUCUUCUUCUUCUUCUUCAGCUGCUGGACUUUUCUUCUUCUUCGGUGGCGUGAACCAUGGAGCUGUCGGAUAUGUCUUUCCCCAUCCCCGCCGCGGACGACUUCUACGACGACCCGUGCUUCGACACCAGCGACAUGCGCUUCUUCGAGGACCUGGACCCGCGGCUGGUGCACGCGGGCCUCCUGAAGCCGGACGACUCCUCCUCCUCUCGCUCUCCCUCCCCCUCCUCCGCCUCCUCCUCCUCCUCCCCCUCACUCCUGCACCUCCAUCACCGCGCCGAGGCGGAGGACGACGAGCACGUCCGCGCGCCCAGCGGGCACCACCAGGCGGGUCGCUGCCUGUUGUGGGCCUGCAAGGCCUGCAAGCGGAAGACCACCAACGCGGACCGGCGCAAGGCCGCCACGCUGCGGGAGCGCCGGCGGCUCAGCAAGGUGAACGACGCCUUCGAGACCCUGAAGCGCUGCACGUCGGCCAACCCCAACCAGCGGCUGCCCAAGGUGGAGAUCCUGCGCAACGCCAUCAGCUACAUCGAGUCCCUGCAGGCGCUGCUGCGCGGCGGCGGCGGCCAGGACGACGGCUUCUACCCGGCGCUGCUGGAGCACUACAGCGGGGACUCCGACGCCUCCAGCCCGCGGUCCAACUGCUCCGACGGCAUGACGGAUUUCAACGGGCCGACCUGUCAAUCAAACAGAAGAGGAAGUUAUGACAGCUCUUAUUUCUCCGAGACUCCAAACGGAGGUCUGAAGAGCCACCGGAGCUCCGUGGUCUCCAGCCUGGACUGCCUCUCCAGCAUCGUGGAGCGGAUCUCCACCGACAGCAGCAGCCUGCAGCCGGCCUCCUCCUCCACCUCCUCCGACUCGGACCCCCCCGCCGCCGAGGCAGCUGCCCCCGUCAUCGUGGCCUCCCCCACAACCAGCCAGGACCCCAACCUGAUCUAUCAAGUCCUAUAGGCACCUGCCCCCCCCUGCACACUUUCCACUGACUCUCAUUUGGUUUGAACGUACAUUACAUGGAAUGUAUGGAAGCUCAUUCCUGGCGGGGAAAUAAUCAUAAGAAUAAUAAGUGUUUACUAAUCCCAGUCUUCAUCGUCGAUGGACUUUGACAUUUUAUAGAUUUUAUUGUUUUAACAAAACUGAUGAAGAUCAGGAGAAAUAGUCAAAAGAUCAGGAAAUACAAAACCGUUAUUUCUGAACAUUCAGUCUUAAUUCAACAGCUUCUAAAUACGGAAGUUGAGAACAAAUUACAAAUAAUCAUUUUCUAAAUAUGAAUACCAAGAUGAAAUUAGAAUGAAACGAUAUGUUGUUAAUUCGAGUUAAAGGAGGAAUUUAGUGUUUCAAGAGGAAAUGUUAGAAAGUGUCAAAGCUGAUUCCAUCAUUCCAACGUUUCCGUUCACUCGUUUUAUUUUCCUGCAGGAAUGACCUUCCUGAACAUUCUACUGCUGUCAGAGUACAUUUUUAUAUUAAGGCCAAAACCACUUGAAUGCUGGGAGUUGUAGUUUUUUGGUCCAGUUCCUGCUGUAUUUUUCUAUAGAUUUAAGUUAUGAGGAAACAUUUUAAAGGUCCGUAUGUUAAUAACAUACUUUCCGUAAAAUAAAUUAAUCUUAUUUGAUGAUGGAUGGAGGCCAAAAAAAACUCAAUUUACAUUCCUCCACUUUUGUCCAUCUGAAGUCAUAAAAGGCCCAGCUGUUCACAGGACAACAACAUCUGCAAUAAUCCUGUGACAUUUAAGAAGAGAAAACACGUACAAUUCUUCUGUUCCUGUACAUAACGUGUAAAUAAGAGCUGAUUCGUUCCAACUGAACCUAUUAAUUAUGUAUUUAAUGUUUCUCUCUGUGCUUUUGUUUGUUGUGAAAAUGUUUAACUUUAUAUUUAUACAUCUGAAAAACUGAGUGAUUGUCUAAUGCCAAUAAAUGAACCUGCUUAUUUAUACAAAAAACACAACUCUGCUUGUUUUAUGAUAAAUGCAUUAUUUUACUGUUAUAAAAAUUAAGCAUUUUUUCAUGCAGGGAAAUUAAAUUGUUGUUGUUCGUGUUAAAGCUACAGACACACAUGUGUGU
Messenger RNA from Pungitius pungitius (ninespine stickleback), 2122 nucleotides. RefSeq names its product myogenic differentiation 1 (gene myod1). Gene Ontology annotation, biological process: positive regulation of myoblast differentiation; regulation of transcription by RNA polymerase II; positive regulation of skeletal muscle fiber development. The transcript has 3 exons. The record is from RefSeq and is a predicted model, not a curated record. NCBI's taxonomy places the organism in Eukaryota, Metazoa, Chordata, Actinopteri, Perciformes, Gasterosteidae. The coding region runs from base 123 to 1016 and encodes 297 amino acids. Gene Ontology annotation, molecular function: DNA-binding transcription factor activity, RNA polymerase II-specific; protein dimerization activity; RNA polymerase II cis-regulatory region sequence-specific DNA binding.